GAUGAGCAGGCUAGCUUGUAGCAUACACUCGCACUGUAAAUGUAUUAGCUUGUGCUUGGAUGUUCCUCAAUUAGUUGUAUUGGUGAUAUUCGUGAUUUUCUGUGCAUUUGUAGCGUUUAAGCACCACCAACUGCUUUCAUUUCAGAUUCCUCCAAAGGAUCCUCGCUGACAACGGCUAGAACAUCAACUCGGCUCCUGUCAGCUUAGGAGAUGACUGAUUCUCGCCGUGUAGGGACGUGGUUGCAGGUGCUUUGUGCCCAGCUGCUUUGUGGAUGGGCGCUUGCAUCUGAACUCACAUUUGAGCUCCCCGACAACGCAAAACAAUGUUUUUACGAGGACAUUAUCAUCGGCACGAAAUGUACACUGGAGUUUCAGGUGGUCACCGGGGGCCAUUAUGAUGUGGACUGUCGUCUGGAGGACCCCGACGGCACCGUGCUCUACAAGGAGAUGAAGAAGCAGUAUGACAGCUUCACCUUCACCGCCGCCAAGAACGGCACCUACAAGUUUUGCUUCAGUAACGAGUUCUCCACCUUCACACACAAGACUGUCUACUUUGACUUCCAAGUGGGAGACGAUCCCCCGCUUUUCCCCAACGAAAACAGAGUCACCGCCCUCACACAGAUGGAGUCUGCGUGCGUGUCCAUCCACGAGGCGCUGAAGUCGGUCAUCGACUACCAGACGCACUUCCGCCUGCGAGAGGCCCAGGGCCGCAGUCGGGCCGAGGACCUGAACACGCGCGUGGCCUUCUGGUCCAUCGGCGAGGCCAUCAUCCUGCUGGUGGUCAGCAUCAGUCAGGUGGUGCUGCUGCGCAGCUUCUUCUCGGACCGCAAGACCACCACCACCCGCGUCGGCUCCUAAUGCCCACCUCCACCUCCUCUUUCUCCUUCUCCUCCUCCUCCUCCUCCUCCUCCUCCUCCUCCACCCCUCGCCCCUCCUCCAGCACAUUGGAAAAAAAGUGUUGUGUAGGACUUUAUUUAAAAACAAAACUACAGUAAGCUGCAUGUUUGUUGCAGCUCCAACCACGGGUGUCAGUUCCCCAUCCCUCCACCGCUCCCCUCCUCCAGCACACUGGAAGAAGUCUUGUUUAGGACCUAUGUAAUUUAAAAACAGAAAGCAAAACUAUAGCAAGCUGCGUGUUUGUUGCCGUUUUAUUUUUUAUUUCGGCUCCUAAUCAGAGGUGUCAAUCCUGGGUUCGGAAAACCCUGCCACAAAUUUGAUCAAUCCUGCUGUGAUCUUGGUAUUGACACCUUUGCUAAUAAUACCACCUCCUCCAGCACACUGGAAAAAAGAGUUGAGUCAGGACCUAAUUUAAAAAUGAAAGUUAAACAGAUAACGUGUUUUUUGCAGUCUUUUUUUCAUUAUUUGGGUGUACAUUUGACUUACUGUGUGGACAAGACUGAAGGGGAGAGGAGGUGGUAGAGUACAAUACCUUCCAGUGUUGUCCAUGGUGUAGAAAUGUAUGUUUAUGCGUAGAAUCAACUUAUCAAAUGAAUUCAUGGGUCUUUUUUUUAUCUUAAUUUGACUUCACAGUGUCAUGUAGGUCAACGUUACAAGUGUACAUGGAAUUGUUGAAGUUACUUCAAUGUAAAAAGAUAAUUGAGAUCCAUUGUUCAUUUUUAAGAUGAUUCUAUGCAGUUUUUUUUCCCCCAGUGCACUGUCCAACAACUCCUCUCCACUGUAGUCAUUGAGACCUCAGUUGGCUAUGCCCUGACUCAUAUCUGGCCUAGAGUUUUUGUUGUUGUUGCUUUUUCUUGUUUUAUGUUUCAUUAUUGUUUUAAAGGACAGUAAUGGACAUCAUGACUGUUGUCGCUUUGUGACCAUGGGGGGCAAGGGGUGUGUGUGUGUGUGUGUGUGUGUGUGUGUGUGUGUGUGUGUGUGUGUGUGUGUGUGUGUGUGUGUGUGUGUGUGUGUGUGUGUGUGUGUGUGUGUGUGUGUGUGUGUGGGCAGAGUUUGAGAUUGUUUCCCUUACCUGGGUGUGUGCUCUACGCAUGUGGUGAACCUACUAGCAGUAGAGUACUGUGGUUUUGCUUAGCUAGGAGAAUGAGUCUGAUGCUGUGUUCAAGCCAAACAGAACUGUGCCAGUGCUGAUUCUCGUACCAGUUACAUUGUGAACCAGAGUGCUUAAUAGUGAAUGACCCGGGUUUAUACCAUGAGAUUUAUUUUACCACGUGUGACCUGGAUGAACAACUGACAUCUGUGUUGUUGUCACCGUUUGCUUAGAUUAAAUACCAAGUGUUUUUUGGUCUGUAACGUGAAUCAACUUGAACAACUUGACACGUCAGUUGGUUUGAGAUUACUUGGGGGAAUGGGCAUCGGCAUAGUUCUGUUGGCCUGAACCAUAAUAUCAGAGAUAUUUCUGUCAGGAGGCUCAUCACUUUGUCUGGGUUAAUGUAUCUCAGCUUAUCACUAGUGCACCGACUUGGAAUACCCUGGUCGGUGGUACAGAAUUUUUUUGUUUGUGUUUUGUUCAUGUUUUCUUUUAGAUGCGAUGGAUAUUGGUGGCGGAGGUCACUUUUUAACAGCCAAAACAAAAGAUUUGAACACUGAGGUAACUAAAAGACCUAAUGGCUUAACUUAUUUCGUGGAUGUAAAAUUAUAUUUGUGUUUGUCUAAAUGUAGAAAGAUAAUUCGGACACAGAGUUAGACACCCAUAGUUAAAUUUGCAUUGUGGUGAUGUGAAAACCGACAACAUGUACGCCUUGCUUGCUAAUCAAUGUAUUGAUCACUCCUAAAGUGGACAAGCCCCAGAGGUGUCAAUUCAGUGCUCAAAAAAAAAACAAAAAAACAGCCAACGUUUCCCUCCAACACAGGUCACUUCACUGAGUCUACCUGGUCUACAGUACCUGUCUUGAGUACUAAAUCUCCUUGCAAUCUACUCCGAUCCUGUCCUGGUUGGGUCAAAUUUGUGGCAGGUUUUUGCUUGCUGAACUCUGGAUUGACUCUUACAAGGGUCCACAAGGGCUGCAAGCCAAACUACUUCCUCCCCUCGUUUCCUGUGGCCUUGAGCCUCGUGAUGCGAGGCCUGUGUAACGGAGGCCAACUAGGAGAGCACCUCAGUCCCACCUGACAUCUUUGUUUUAUAGAUGUUUUAUUCAAUAUCUUGCAAAAACGCAUUUCAUGGUCAUUCUUUCAUUUACAAUCAAUAUUUCAUGGCUGGUCAAAGGUGGCUCUGCGAUAGUUGACAGUGGGGAAAGCUUGUUUGUUUUUCUCCAAAGCCGGGGCGACACCAAGGCAAGAUGCCACAGACAGACGAGAGGAAGUAGUAUGGCUUGCGCUCAAAGAUGUCAGUGUCACUGUAAAGAGGCCUUGGGGCAACAAUGGAUGGAUGCAACUUGGUUACAAAAACAAGGUGAUCGGAAUAUUUGUUUAAGAUUAAACACAAACUUGAAGGAACUUUUAAUGUGAUCUCUUGUAUAAACAUUGUUUUUGGUGGAAUGUGAGAACCACUAUUACAUACUUUAAAAGUGAAUAAUGAUGCACAAUGGACAGGCCUUCAGUGAUCAAUCUAAUCAGAUUAGUUCUGUUGUUUUGCCAGUUAUCUUUUCUUUUUUUUUUUUUUAUAGUGACUUUUUAAAGUAAUGCUUACUUAAAGCAUGCACUGAUGUAACAUUGGGACACCGCUUGUUUUGUCUUGAGGUUUUUUUUCUUUGUUUUUGUUUUUAUUUCGAGAUAUGUCCUUCAUCCCGGGAAGUUGGGGUUUGUUGCAUUUUAACAACAUAGAAUCGUCUUAGAACAGCCGAAUUGCCAGUGAUAUGUUGGAAGUUAUUUUUGUUUGUCACCCAGCAAUAAAUUCCCUUCAAAGCGGUUUCUCA
Messenger RNA from Engraulis encrasicolus (European anchovy), 3812 nucleotides. It is a transcript of the gene tmed7, whose product is annotated as transmembrane p24 trafficking protein 7. The transcript is spliced from 3 exons. Bases 211 to 858 code for a protein of 215 amino acids. Lineage: Eukaryota; Metazoa; Chordata; Actinopteri; Clupeiformes; Engraulidae. The record is from RefSeq and is a predicted model, not a curated record. Gene Ontology annotation, biological process: Golgi organization; intracellular protein transport; endoplasmic reticulum to Golgi vesicle-mediated transport. Gene Ontology annotation, cellular component: endoplasmic reticulum; Golgi apparatus; COPII-coated ER to Golgi transport vesicle.